AUGCAGGCUAAAGAUGCUGCUAAAGUUCAGGACAAAUGGCUUUUGGUAAACUUGCAAUCCACCAGGGAAUUCAGCUCCCAUAUGCUUAACCGCGACACCUGGGGAAAUGAAGCUGUUGCUCAAACUAUUAGGACUAAUUUCAUCUUUUGGCAGGGUGUCUUUUGUUACACACCCUCGUUGCUUUCUAAUCAUAGUUUAGCUCUAGCUAAUGGUCUUGGUAUUGCUGGGCUUUAG
Messenger RNA from Ilex paraguariensis (yerba mate), 234 nucleotides. The record is from the annotation of a GenBank genome assembly. NCBI's taxonomy places the organism in Eukaryota, Viridiplantae, Streptophyta, Magnoliopsida, Aquifoliales, Aquifoliaceae.